This is a messenger RNA of Leptosia nina, 279 nucleotides long. NCBI's taxonomy places the organism in Eukaryota, Metazoa, Arthropoda, Insecta, Lepidoptera, Pieridae. The record is from the annotation of a GenBank genome assembly.
AUGCCGACCACUUCUGAAAGGUCAGCAGCAAUGAUACGAAAUGUAAGGAGGGGUCAUUUCACAGAAGUAAACACGCGAUUGUCUACACUAAUUCGUUGGCAACAAUACAAGGGAGUCAUAAAACGCGAAUGCAGUAAACCGAAGUCCGCUAAAAGCCGCCGGGGCGGGGUCGAUACGCCCAGCGUUUUACCAUGGACAUGCGAUGUGCCAGCGUCUUUAUUAACGCCUGCUGACUUAUGGACGCCUAGUACUCCUAGGCGUAUCGCUAGUGUGAAUUAA